This is a messenger RNA of Tuber aestivum (summer truffle), 2551 nucleotides long. The record is from the annotation of a GenBank genome assembly. Lineage: Eukaryota; Fungi; Ascomycota; Pezizomycetes; Pezizales; Tuberaceae.
AUUCAACAAUCAUCUCCUAAAGCCAUCCCAAACAACUGGGCGAACCUUCACCAAUACCGCGUCAACUACCCCUAGCAGCAUCUAUGAUACGAUCGAGAGUAUGAAACCAAUACGUCCGCCACUGCUCUUGAAGAGCAGAAUAGCCCCGCCGUCCCCCUCCCGUGUCAUAUCUACAACCACGAGCAAUGUGCGACCAAAGACGGCAAUAUUCUUCCCCGGUUUGCCUUCAUCCCGGCCAUCCCCCAAUGCGGAAGGAGAUUAAGAAAGGCUAAUGAUACCAGGCCAAGGUUCACAAAAGCCGGGAAUGCUGACCCCUCUCACGAAAGCCUUCCCGAGGACCGUCAUCCCACUUUUGGACCAACUCGACGACUUCUUGCCCGGCCUGCGCCCCGUGCUUUUUGACGGCCCAAGCACAUAUCUAACCGAGACGCCCAACGCCCAGCCCGCAAUUCUCAUCUCGUCCAUUGCCAUCCUCCGCGUGCUCGAGAAAGACUUCGGUGUCGAUCCCGCAAAGUUCGACUACUUCUUCGGCCACUCCCUAGGAGAAUUCACAGCGCUCGUCGCAGCCGGAAUAAUCUCCCUGCAAGACGCACUCCAGCUUGUCCGCCAACGCGGGGUGAGCAUGGCUGCAGUGACAGCAAAAAGCGAAAGUGAAGUGGGCAUGUUUGCGCUCAUCGUGGAAAGGGGUCAGGUGAAAAACCUUGAGCAGCAGAUCAGGGAAUUCAUCGACAGCGAAGCGCUCGGCGAGGACGAGUUCCUCAGCAUCGCCAACGUCAAUUCUUCGACGCAAUUGGUCAUCAGCGGCCAUGUGAGCGCCAUCAUGAAUUGUGUCAAUCAGAUACGAAAGUUCAAGGGCAAUGAUCCGAGGGCUGUCAGGCUGAAUGUUUCAGCACCGUUUCACUCUGGAAUCAUGGCGCCGGCAAUGUCGGUUGUUCGUAGGAUGUUGCGAGAGAUUGAUAUGAAUGAGGAUAAUGUUAGCAAAGUCGUUUCUAAUGUCAGCGGACGGCCGUAUAGGCAUUUAAUAGAGAUGCAAGAGAAUCUUUCACGGCAGUGUGUUGAGACUGUGCGAUGGAAGGAUAGUGUCGAGUGGUUGGAGAAGAAAUGUGGGGUGGAUAGGUGGGUAGGUAUUGGCCCGGGCAGGGUGCAGACUAAUCUCGUGGGGCAGGAAGUGAAGGGCGGGAGGGGGAGUGUUGUCGCGGUGGAGGGUAUGGAUGUCCAGGGGAUGGAAGAUGCUGCGAAGGCUCUCGGUGACCUGUAGGGGUCAGUGUAUGGGGUAGGGGUUGGAUACCUUCGGGAUAUACGGCACUGAGGCGUUAAGAUUACAGGAUUCUAUCAUAAGAUGGUCAGGUUAAAGCAAAAUGUAUAAUAGCUAAGACUUCAGUGUUUUUUUGUGUAAUUCCCUUAAUAAUACCCUCUCGUACAAAUGGCUCCCCUAGCUGGAAGAAGGCAGUGACUUAUAGGUUUCGGCUAUUGAGAUAAUGUAAUUCACGUGAUAUCACUCGAUAUUCCUGAACCUUAUUGUCGUAUCCAACGGGCACCGCUAUUCGAGCGCAUACCUCCAUCUCACGGAACACAUGAUUUGGUAUCUCAUGAAGUUUUGCAUCUGAGGCAUAUACUUGGAAAGCCCCCGUGGAUGUGCUCAGGAACCACUUAACGUUACUGGGGUUGGAGGUAUUAGUUAUGGCGCAUCAAUACAUACAGUGAGUGCAACGUGCUUGGCCAAAUCCAUGGGCGUUAUCCAUAAGCCUUUAUCGCAUUUCCCCCACCAUGGGUCCCACUUCUUUGCCAUACACCAUACAUAAGCCUCUACCAUACUUCGCCCCCAACUCCUGCUAUCUAUUCACUUGCGAAACCAAUUGCCGUCCCAUCCAUACUAUGGGUAAAUCCCAUCCAAACCCCAGAAAUUCCCCUCCACUGGGGGGCUCGAGAACAUGGUGGGCACGUUCAGGCUCUUUGCUGGGAUGGGGUAUGCGAAGGGGAUGAGCGGUCACAUAUCUGUGCAGGUUCCGGAGGAUCUCAGUGCUUUUAAAACUAAUCUGUUGGCUACACUCUACCCGGGGUACUCGCGGCGACUUAUGAUGACUUGACUAAGGAAGCACUUUUCCAUUUCGUAAAGCUGGGGACAUGAUGCCGAUGGACGGUGCGGCGGUCGGCGGGAAUAAAGUACCGGUAAUUCAACCCCCUCCGCCCUCCCUAAUUCUAUUAUACGAAACAAACAAAUAGCUAACUGCUUGUUUCUUCUUCUUUUUUUUUUCAAAAAAAGAAAAAGCAGGAAUUAGCUAGGCAAAGAUGCCGGCCUCCCGAUCUGCUCCUCAGCGCACCGCGCAAGACCCCGAGGUCUAUACGGCCCGCCGCACCCAGUCGGCAUUCGGUCGUCCAUUGGAAGUGCUAAACCGGGACGUGUGCAUCUUCCACAUCCCGGCGCACGUUGCCUACGACGGUAUUGGCAGCGUGGUGCGUUCGCACAACGAGGCGAUACACUCGCUGCUGACGGGACGGUAGAUGAGGCGGCGUAUUUUUCACGCUUAUAAAGAGAACUGUGGGGUUCAGU